Messenger RNA from Heteronotia binoei (common prickly gecko), 555 nucleotides. RefSeq names its product histone H2B 1/2/3/4/6. Bases 118 to 498 code for a protein of 126 amino acids. Gene Ontology annotation, molecular function: structural constituent of chromatin; DNA binding; protein heterodimerization activity. The record is from RefSeq and is a predicted model, not a curated record. Lineage: Eukaryota; Metazoa; Chordata; Lepidosauria; Squamata; Gekkonidae. The transcript has a single exon. Gene Ontology annotation, cellular component: nucleosome.
GACCAAUCCGGUGCAAACAGGCUCGCCACGGUAAUUGGCACAAGGGGAUAUAAAUGCAGUGCAGAUACGCCACUAACAAUUGGUUUGUUCUUUGUUGGGAAGUGAAGUGGCCUCAUAAUGCCCGAGCCAGCCAAGUCUGCGCCGGCGCCCAAGAAGGGCUCCAAGAAAGCGGUGACCAAGACGCAGAAGAAGGGCGACAAGAAGCGCAAGAAGAGCCGCAAGGAGAGCUACUCCAUCUACGUGUACAAGGUGCUGAAGCAGGUGCACCCGGACACGGGCAUCUCCUCCAAGGCCAUGAGCAUCAUGAACUCCUUCGUCAACGACAUCUUCGAGCGCAUCGCCGGCGAAGCCUCCCGCCUGGCCCACUACAACAAGCGCUCCACCAUCACCUCCCGCGAGAUCCAGACCGCCGUGCGCCUCCUGCUGCCCGGGGAGCUGGCCAAGCACGCCGUCUCCGAAGGCACCAAGGCCGUCACCAAGUACACCAGCUCCAAGUGAAAAGGGGGAAGGGAUCCAAAGCCCUCUUCGAAACCCAAAGGCUCUUUUAAGAGCCAC